Messenger RNA from Paramisgurnus dabryanus, 2209 nucleotides. The record is from RefSeq and is a predicted model, not a curated record. NCBI's taxonomy places the organism in Eukaryota, Metazoa, Chordata, Actinopteri, Cypriniformes, Cobitidae.
UCUGUAUAGCUCACAUUGGUCUAACAUGAAGGUUGUAUUUUCUCCACCUCCCUCGCAUGUGUAGCCCACCCCUGAUUGUAAAGCUGCUACCCCCACCUCUCGUCCCCACGGUAAUACCGAGAUGGAGACAUAGAGAGAUACGUCCAGCGGGUGGACAGCUAAUCGACAUCACAUCCGUGGUCACGUUAUAGAUGAAAAGCCGUUGUUAUUGAGACAGAUCUCGUCAAGGGUUGAACUGAAUCCUUGAUGGCCUUAAAUUGUGUAUUUAUUUUCCUCAAGGUCUAAAUCUUACCGUUUUCUUUGGUUUCUUAUUUUUCUGAUUUUUUUCCACCGCCACCCUGAAGUUCAUUGUUGUCAUCUUGGCCGCCGGGAUGGUGGCGUUUAUCGGAGCGGUUAUCUGCAUCAUCGCCGCGGUCCACAGCGGAUCUCCGCCGGCUUCAGCGGCGGGAGCGCAGCCGCUAGCCGACAACCAGUCAAUGUCUCGGCAAGGAAACGUGAAGAUGUUUCCCGCAGGCUCCGUAGCCCGGGCGGGACCGCUGAACGCUCUCCAUGGUGCUGAUGCGACCAGCCGAGAGAAUGGGGGACCCGAGGCGCCCACUUUCUACGGCUUAACCGGGAUAGCGACCGGAGGAAGCGAACAGCAGCUCACGUACAGCAGACUCAUCUGCACCCCUGUCCCCGCCGGCGAGUGCAACCCCAAAAACUUUCAGCAACAAGCGGACGACCCGUCGUUAUAUGCGGGAGAGGACUGGGGUUAUCUCCGCACCACAGCCAAUGAGCUCCGGCAGACGGUUCUUCAGCAGAAAGACGAGAUCUUGGCGGAUCAGAAGACCAUACGGGAGCUCACGGGAAAGCUUUCGGAAUGCGAGAGCGGCUUGAAGGGACGAAAGGUCCCGGGACGUCGGGAUACCCCAAAAGAGCAGAAGGACCAACUCAUGAUGCAGGACGAUGCGGGGCACUCAAUGCGCACGGAUCAUGCGGUGGAAGGGCUGGUGCAUGCCAUAACUCAAAUGACAGACCGCAUUGAAAAACUGGAGUCUGAAAUGACACCGCCAGCGUUCAAUCACACAGACAGAAGCUCACAGAAAACAUCAGGUGCCGCCCUCAAGCCUUCGCGUGGCCGUGUGGCCACCACACACAGACGAAUGGAAGAUCUUGAAGGUGAGCUGAAGAGAAAGAUCAAACUGCUGGAGGAAGAGAGGAAGGUUCUGCGCAAAGAGACACAGAAACACCGGGAACAUAUUGACUACGGACUGGAAACUGUAGAGCAGCGAAUAAGCAGCCUGGAAAAGGGCCUCUCGGACAACGCGUUUCCGGAAGGCUACCGUCUCUCAUUCCCAGUACGGGGCAGCUCUAUGUAUGCUGUGUUUAAACAGAACAUUCCCACCCUACACGCUUUGACUGUCUGCAUGUGGAUCAAACCUACCAAGAGCAUCAUGGGAACAGCGGUUUCUUAUGCUGUUUCUGAACAGAGCCACGAGUUUGUGCUUCAGCAGCUGGUUCACGGACCCAUCGAACUCAUCAUUAAUAAUGAGGUGGCACUGCUGCCUCUUAACCUAACGGUGGGCAGAUGGCAGCAUAUGUGCGUGAGCUGGAACCGAAGGGCGGGAGUGUGGCAUGCCUACUUAGAUGGCAAGCUAAAGAGUGAAGGGAGUGAUCUGGCAACCCGCCACAUCAUCCGACCAGGAGGAACUCUCAUACUUGGCCAAGAACAAGGCUCCAUGGGUGGUCUUCGUUUCGAGGCUUCCCGGGCUCUAGUGGGGGAACUGUCUCAGUUUAAUGUGUGGGAUCACCCACUUUUACACACAGAGCUCUCUGCUAUCGCCCACUGCAGCAUGGGAAUGCUGGGUAAUGUGGUUUCCUGGACAAGCCGGGAUGUGGAGGUUUUCGGAGGGGUCACCAAACAACCGGCCGAUCAUUGUGACCACAGCACAAGUGUGAGGCAGUGACCAGAUCCUGAAAAAUCAUAUUACUGUCUGAAAGAAAAGGACAGGGGGUUAGAGAUGACAAACCCAUGCUGACAUCAAACAUGUAUGUAGACUUCAAAAAGUAAAUGUUUUUUUUGUAUUAUAACUGGUGCUUACUAAGGCAAGUAUCAGUAUUACUAUUGCGUGUAACCUUAAACAUUCAGUUUUGGCUCAUAACUUUUCCCACACCAAUUUUGCUAUAGACAUGACUGAUACCUCAAACCAUGUGGCUUGAGGCUUUU